CAUAAAUACCAGAGGACAGCAACAAGUUCUCCCAACUGUUGUCCCGUCUGCUUCGCCCUAACUCGUCUUCUCAGGCAGGUCCUACUUUGCGUUUCCUUCAUACGGUCAUUUCUGCUGGAUAGGGGCCGAGCUUCUUACUUUCGCUAUGGACGACAAACGUUUUUCCGGCCUCGACUUUAAAGAUCGCGAUCACAACCCUUUCAUCGGCACAAACUCUCUUGUCGACCCGCCUGCUUAUGACUAUUCAGGGCCUCCUCUCUACAGAAAUAAAUCUGAACGGGCGAGACUACAGGGUAUCCAGCAAACAUGGGUAAAACCUAAGUUCACAAAGAUCCAAGAAGAGCCCCGUACUCUCGGUCAGAAGUUCGACCUCUGGAUGAUCAAUGAAGGCGGAAAGCGUUUAUUCUUCUUCACUUGGAUAUUGUUUCAUUGCCUCGUCAUUGCUUUCGGUUUCUUAAACUACGACUUGAGCGACGACCUCACAACGGCUCGAGCAACCUUCGGAAUUACUUAUCCAAUCGCUCGUGCGGCUGCUCUUGUGCUCCACACAGAUAUUAUUUUCAUCCUGCUACCCGUCUGCCGAAAUCUCAUUUCGCUGCUCCGCCAAACACCCCUCAAUCAGCUCAUACCGUUCGACAAAAACAUCACGUUCCACAAGGCAACUGCUUGGUCUAUCGUCGUGUUCACUGUCAUUCACAUUGCAGCUCAUAUGCGUAAUUUCCAACUGCUUGCCCUUUCCGACCCUAACGCGACAACAACUGGCCAGCGCAUUGUUGUUUUCCUAGAAGCCAACUUUACUACGGGACCGGGCGCAACUGGUUGGUUCAUGACGAUCUGUCUUGGAAUUAUGGUGUGGUUCGCCAUGGAGAAACGCCGACGCGCUAAUUUUGAGAAGUUCUGGUACUCUCACCACCUAUUCGUCUUUUUCUUCUUGGCAUGGCAACUCCAUGGCAUGUGGUGUAUGAUAAAACCUGACAGGGAGCCUUUUUGUUCGUGGAAUAGUAUUGGUGUUUUUUGGCGCUACUGGCUCGUUGGGGGUCUGAUAUGGUCAUUCGAGCGUGUCCUGCGUGAAAUCCGGUCGCGCCACAAGACAUACAUCUCCAAGGUUAUCCAGCACCCUUCUAAGGUGGUCGAGCUUCAGAUUAAGAAGGAGAAAACAUCGAUCCGUGCUGGCCAAUAUAUUUUCAUAUGUUGCCCUGCAAUAUCCUAUUUCCAGUGGCACCCUUUCACGCUCACUAGUGCUCCAGAGGAGGACUAUAUUUCAGUGCACAUUCGCGUUGUCGGCGAUUUUACUACCGAGCUCGCUAAAGCGGUUGGCUGUGACUUUAAUUCCGAAAAAGCCAAAGAACUUGAUGCUGCUGGCGGAAGGGUAAUUGGCACGAACACUAACCCGCCCCUUAACCGUGUUCUUCCUCGUAUUAUGGUCGACGGACCAUUUGGCAGCGCAUCUGAGGACUUCCUCAACUACGAGACGGUUUUGCUCGUAGGGGCCGGUAUCGGCGUCACACCCUUUGCUUCGAUUCUGAAGUCUAUCUGGUAUCGGAUGAACAAUAUGAAUAACUCCAAACCAACGCGCCUAUCGAAAGUUUAUUUUACCUGGGUUAUUCGUGACUUUGGCAGUGCAGAGUGGUUCCAUUCACUCUUGAAAGCUAUUGAAGAGCAGGAUAUCCAUAACAAGAUUGAAAUCAACAUUUACUUGACGGCGCGGGUCAAGGAGGAUGACAUGACAAAUAUCAUCGUCCAGGAUGUUGGGGCUGACCGGGACGCGAUAACAACGCUCAAAUCCCCUACCCAUUACGGUAGACCGAAUUGGGACAAAGUGUUUUCCUCGCUAGUGGACAAACAUCCGGAAACUGACGUCGGUAUAUUUUUUUGCGGCCCGCCUCCGCUUUCCAAACAAUUGCAUCAAAUGUGUAACAAGUAUUCUAACCCCAAAGGGACGAGGUUUUUCUAUGGGAAAGAAAAUUUCUAGAACAGGGCCCACAUGUUGCUAUCUCCGCAUCUCUCGUUUAUCGUGUGCUAUUUAAGGUUGCAAGUCGACGUAAAGUUUGUUCAUUUGGAAGGAUCAUCUCGUUGUCUUUGAUUUAUGCUACAUGCUCAUGCAUUACUCAGUGCAUCCUAGACGGUGUUACUGGCCGGCCGGUUUCACUGCCUGCAAGGGUUACUUUUGUAGUAUUAGCCACUUUCUACGUAUUGGGAUACCUAUUCGUCGGUGGAAUACAUAUUAUAUCUGGGUAGGUGUAAACUCGUUGGAGGGAAAGUAAGAACAACACAGUUAGCAGGGAGUGGAAGGAAUUGAGAAUGUGUGAAAUUACUAAGGAUAGGUGCGGAACGGGGCGCGGACGCUUAAGGCUAGAUGGCAAGAGUGGUAUUUGGGUAUUCUUCCUACACAACAUUCUGCCUCGAGUAUUGAUGCCGGGCGGAGCUUUUGACCAAG
Molecule: messenger RNA, 2437 nt
Organism: Pisolithus orientalis
Lineage: Eukaryota; Fungi; Basidiomycota; Agaricomycetes; Boletales; Pisolithaceae
Product: NADPH oxidase B
Exons: 8
Coding region: 146-1972 (608 amino acids)
Biological process (GO): defense response; superoxide anion generation
Cellular component (GO): plasma membrane; NADPH oxidase complex
Molecular function (GO): superoxide-generating NAD(P)H oxidase activity
Source: RefSeq, a predicted model, not a curated record